AUGGAAAAUAAAAGAGACAGCUUUUUUCUUAAAAAUAAGAAACAAAAACCUAACAAGGGUCAAGAGAAAAAGGAAUUUAAAAGUAAAAAUGAACGACAGAAAAAGUUCGAUGACAACCGUAAUGGCCUUGAUGAAACUAAAAAAGAAACAGAGAAGAAACCAUUUGAUAAAAAAGCAUAUAGGCUUAAGAAAUAUAGUAAAAAGUAUAAAUUAGAAAAAUGGGAGGAGCAACGCAAGAAGAAAAUGCUUCAUGAAUAUCAGAAAAGCGUCAAAGACGACCCAAUGAUUGGAUCGUACAAAACUAAACCAUUUGAUGAAGAUACAACUGAUGCUAAAUCUACUGUCGGUAGGUUUGUGAAGCAUCCAGAUCUGUUAGAGAAAGAAUCAACAGUUACACGAAAGGAUAAGGAUCCAUAUACAAAAGCUAAGGAACAGUUUAAUAAAAUAAAACAAGAAAAAAUUGAAAAGCAACAAGCUAAAGAAAAGGCUAAUCAAGAGCGAUUCCAGAAGUUGCAAGAGUAUAAGAAAAAGAAGAGUGAAAGAUUCAAGAAAUUGAGCAAGAAAACAAGGAAAGGACAGCCCGUUAUGACCGGGAGACUGGAAUUGUUGUUGGAGAAGAUACAAAGUUCUAAGUAA
This is a messenger RNA of Vanessa atalanta (red admiral), 636 nucleotides long. Its product is annotated as rRNA-processing protein FYV7. The coding region runs from base 1 to 636 and encodes 211 amino acids. The transcript has a single exon. The record is from RefSeq and is a predicted model, not a curated record. Lineage: Eukaryota; Metazoa; Arthropoda; Insecta; Lepidoptera; Nymphalidae.